UUGAGACAGAAUCGAAGCAUCCACAUCCUUCUAGUAAGUCUAGGUAGCUCCCUCAUCCACCCACAGACCGAACCCUCAAACCCCAAAUCCCCCAAUACAUACCACACAGCAGCAAGGAAGGAAUUGCGGCGGCGGAUCGGAGCUCAAUCAAAUCGAGUCAAUGGCUUCCGACGGCGUGGUGACCCUGUACGGCAACAACAACAAGGUGGUGGUGGAGCCGUCCUCCAAGCCCGCCUCCGCCGCCACCUUCUCCGUCAAGGUGGGCCUGGCCCAGAUGCUCCGCGGCGGCGUGAUCAUGGACGUGGUGACCGCGGAGCAGGCGCGGCUGGCGGAGGAGGCCGGGGCGUGCGCCGUGAUGGCCCUGGAGCGCGUCCCCGCCGACAUCCGCGCGCAGGGCGGCGUGGCCCGGAUGUCGGACCCGGCCCUCAUCCGCGACAUCAAGCGCGCCGUCACCAUCCCGGUCAUGGCGAAAGCCCGCAUCGGGCACUUCGUGGAGGCCCAGAUCCUGGAGGCCGUGGGCGUGGACUACGUGGACGAGAGCGAGGUGCUCACCGUCGCAGACGAGGCGCACCACAUCAACAAGCACAACUUCCGCGUCCCCUUCGUGUGCGGCUGCCGCGACCUUGGCGAGGCGCUCCGCCGGAUCCGGGAGGGCGCCGCCAUGGUCCGCACCAAGGGGGAGGCCGGGACGGGGAACGUCGUCGAGGCCGUCCGCCACGUCCGCUCCGUCAUGGGCGACGUCCGCGCGCUCCGGAGCAUGGACGACGACGAGGUCUUCGCCUACGCCAAGAGCAUCGCCGCGCCCUACGACCUCGUCAUGCAGACCAAGCAGCUCGGCCGCCUCCCCGUCGUGCAGUUCGCGGCCGGCGGCGUCGCCACGCCGGCCGACGCGGCGCUCAUGAUGCAGCUGGGGUGCGAUGGCGUCUUCGUCGGCUCCGGGAUAUUCAAGAGCGGCGAUCCGGCGAGGCGUGCUCGCGCCAUUGUGGAGGCCGUGACGCACUACAGCGACCCGGAGAUCCUGGCCAACGUCAGCGCUGGGCUCGGCGAGGCCAUGGUGGGGAUCAACCUCAACGACCCCAAGGUCGAGCGCUACGCCGCCCGCUCCAACUAGGCUAGCCGUCUGGAGGAUCCUUCCUUAAUAAACUCUCUCGAAUCCAAUCUUUCCUUGCAUCAUGUCAUGUGUCUUUUUCUUCCUGCAUCAGUCAUGUAUGGAGUAAUCAGUCAUGUACUGCGGAGUAUCAUCUAUUCUCAUUGUUUUUAUGUUCAUCUUGGUUGAAGAUCAGCGUUACUCUUUUUAGAAACCAAGCCGUACUGUCUAGUAGCACUGGUACAAACAUAGACAGUCAGUCAUCCGUAAGGUCUGUAUUUUCCGGGCAAAAUGGAGCUUCACUUGACCAGGACAACAA
Brachypodium distachyon (stiff brome) is the source of this 1406-nucleotide messenger RNA. RefSeq names its product probable pyridoxal 5'-phosphate synthase subunit PDX1.1. Gene Ontology annotation, molecular function: amine-lyase activity. Gene Ontology annotation, biological process: pyridoxine biosynthetic process; amino acid metabolic process; pyridoxal 5'-phosphate biosynthetic process. The coding region runs from base 161 to 1111 and encodes 316 amino acids. The transcript has a single exon. The record is from RefSeq and is a predicted model, not a curated record. NCBI's taxonomy places the organism in Eukaryota, Viridiplantae, Streptophyta, Magnoliopsida, Poales, Poaceae.